AUGCGAGCUUCCCGAGUCGUCAAUGCCAGCGGCAUCCGCAGCGCCGUCGUGGUGAGUGCCGUGAGGACCCCCGUAGGCAGCUUCGGCGGCGUGCUUUCCACCGUGAGCGGCCCCCGCCUCGCCGCCGCCUGCAUCACCGCCGCCCUCCAGCGCACCCAGGGCGGCCAGGUCGACGCUGCCGAGGUCACCGAGGCCAUCAUGGGUAACGUCAUCUCCGCCAACGUCGGCCAGGCCCCCGCUCGCCAGGCCGCCAUCCUCGCCGGGCUGAAGGAGAGCACGGUGUGCACGACGGUGAACAAGGUGUGCGCGUCGGGCAUGAAGGCCAUCAUGUACGGCGCCCAGUCCAUCAUGCUGGGCCACCACGAGGUCGUCAUCACCGGCGGCUUCGAGUCCAUGUCCAACGUGCCCUACUAUCUCGAGAAGGCCAGGACUGGUUACCGUUACGGCCACGGGCAGCUGAUCGACGGCGUGCUGAAGGACGGCCUCACCGACGCCUACGACGGUCAGCACAUGGGCAUGUGCGCCGAGAAGUGCGCCAAGGACCACGGCUUCACGCGGGAGCACCAGGACGAGUACGCGGUGACGGCCUACCGCCGCGCGGCCGAGGCCUGGAAGCAGGGCUGGUUCAACGACGAGGUCGUGCCCGUUUCGGUGCCCGGCGGUCGCGGCAAGGAGACCGUCGUCGCCGAAGACGAGGAGUACAAGAAGGUCAACUUUGACAAGAUCUCUUCCCUCAAGCCCGCCUUCCACAACGAGGGUACGGUCACGGCUGCCAACGCGUCUUCGCUGAACGACGGCGCAUCGGCGAUGCUGCUGAUGAGCGAGGAGAAGGCCAAGGCCCUCGGCCUCAAGCCCCUCGCUAGGAUCCUCGGCUUUGCCGAUGCUGAGCAGGCGCCCAUCGAUUUCGCCACCAGUCCCUCGCUGGCCAUCCCCAAGGCGCUGAAGCACGCCGGCGUGGAGGCCAAGGACGUCGACUACUGGGAGAUCAACGAGGCCUUCUCCGUCGUCGCCCUCGCCAACGCCAAGCUUCUGGGCAUUUCGCUGGACCGUCUGAACGUGCACGGCGGUGGCGUGUCGCUGGGCCACCCCAUCGGUUCGUCGGGCGCUCGCAUCGCCGUCAGCCUCACCCACAUCCUCCGCCAGAAGGGCGGCCGGAUUGGUGUGGCGUCGAUCUGCAACGGCGGCGGCGGCGCUUCGGCCAUCGUCAUCGAGAAGCUGUAA
Messenger RNA from Acanthamoeba castellanii str. Neff, 1221 nucleotides. Its product is annotated as acetylCoA acetyltransferase, mitochondrial, putative. The record is from RefSeq and is a predicted model, not a curated record. The transcript has 9 exons. Bases 1 to 1221 code for a protein of 406 amino acids. NCBI's taxonomy places the organism in Eukaryota, Discosea, Longamoebia, Acanthamoebidae. Gene Ontology annotation, molecular function: acetyl-CoA C-acetyltransferase activity. Gene Ontology annotation, biological process: fatty acid beta-oxidation.